UGUUGUGUUUUAGAUCAUUUUUAUUAAGUUUUUCUAUUAUUUAGUGCAGUAUUACACUUGUCUUUGUUGUUUUUCAGGUUUUAGUCAAUAAAUAAAAGGAAAAGAGCAAAUGAAGAAAAUUGGCAGAAAAAUGAUGAAAAAUCGACUUCUUGAUGUUGCUUCCGUGAAAAGAUGAACCCUCAAGAUAUUUUAUGGCUCUGAUGUCCAGCUCCUCUUCAUCAGACAAGUCAGUAAGCGAGUGUACUCCCCAGGAGUUCUUUGAAAGGGUUAAAAGGAUUCUCCCUCACUCCGCUUUAAAUUUGUUCAGUGAGGAAGACUUCUUGAAAAGGUAUAGCCCAAUGGCGAGAGUAAAACAGAUAACUCGACAACCUUUCGAAGAUGAUCCUCAUAUUGCCAGGCACAUCACUCAGGGCUCUUCGCCUGGCUCUUCUCAGUCUCUUCUCAGCAUAGUACUUCCUGUGGCUCUCAGGGCACAUCCCAGCAAAGUCAUUCUUCUCAGCGGAGUCUGCCUAGUCAAUGAGACUCCUUGCAAUGCCCUUUGCAUCAAGAUACCAGUCGGGUUCCCCAUCACUCUUCUUCUCACAGAGAACAUACCGAGGGCUCUCACCACCAGGCUACUCAUCCUUAGGAGCGUUCUAUUCACAGGUUCCCACAGACGCGCUCUACCAUCAAGUCUGGUGCUCUAGUUCCUCUUCGUCCAUACUUCCGGAGCGUGGCAGAUUAUUUUGGUCUAACUUUAUUUUUGAGCUUGAAGUUGUAUGUCAUGAAGUGCUGGACCUUAGGUGAGUUCUUAGCUCUAGGGAUGCGAACAUUGCUUUGAAAGAUGAAGGGAUCAACACUCUCUGCACUACCAUGGAGCUCAAACAGUAGGAAGUGACCGAGUUGACUCUCAGGAUAACACAGAUGGAGGGGAAACUUGCCGAUCAACUCCAGCAGUCUGAAGCUGAGAAAGAGAAGCUGAUUGCAAACAUGGACCGACUGCGGAAGGAUGCUCUUGUCGAGAAGGAGCAAGAGGUCAAGGUUUCCCGGGACAAGGUUCGAGAGGAGUAUUCAGAGACAGCUUUCUCUUGCUUCUACUUGAUCUGGAAAUCCAACAAAGAUUUGAACUUCAAUUUCCUUCCUGAGAAGACGCGAGCGAAUGAGCUUAGGAAGAGUCUGGCUCGUGCAGCUGCCGAGGCUCAAGGUGGUUUUUCAGAUGAUACUCCUCGCCCAAGUUAGUCUUCUUUUGGUCUUUUACUCUGUCUUUCCUUUCAUGCCAUUGGUGGGCCACCUUGUG
Molecule: messenger RNA, 1276 nt
Organism: Humulus lupulus (European hop)
Lineage: Eukaryota; Viridiplantae; Streptophyta; Magnoliopsida; Rosales; Cannabaceae
Exons: 2
Coding region: 192-686 (164 amino acids)
Source: RefSeq, a predicted model, not a curated record